This is a messenger RNA of Callithrix jacchus (white-tufted-ear marmoset), 1470 nucleotides long. RefSeq names its product uncoupling protein 2 (gene UCP2). The record is from RefSeq and is a predicted model, not a curated record. Gene Ontology annotation, biological process: transmembrane transport. Lineage: Eukaryota; Metazoa; Chordata; Mammalia; Primates; Cebidae.
CCAUUAGGUGUUUGGUCUCCCAGCCAUUUUCUAUGGAAAACCAAGGGGAUCGGGCCAUGAUAGCCACUGGCAGCUUUGAAGAACGGGACACCUUUAGAGAAGCUUGAUUUUGGAGGCCUCACCCUGAGACCUUAUAAAGCCGGAUUCCGGCAGAGUUCCUCUGUCUCGUCUUGUUGCUGAUUAAAGGUGCCUCCAUCUCCAGUUUUUCUCCAUCUCCUGUUUUUCUCCAUCUCCUGGGAGGUAGCAGGAAAUCAUCAUGGUUGGGUUCAAGGCCACAGAUGUGCCCCCUACUGCCACUGUGAAGUUUCUUGGGGCUGGUACAGCUGCCUGCAUCGCAGAUCUCAUCACCUUUCCUCUGGAUACUGCUAAAGUCCGGCUACAGAUCCAAGGGGAAAGUCAGGGGGCAGUGCGUGCUACAGCCAGUGCCCAAUACCGCGGUGUGUUGGGUACCAUUCUGACCAUGGUGCGUACCGAAGGCCCCCGAAGCCUCUACAAUGGGCUGGUUGCUGGCCUGCAGCGCCAAAUGAGCUUUGCUUCUGUCCGCAUCGGCCUCUAUGACUCUGUCAAACAGUUCUACACCAAGGGCUCUGAACAUGCCAGCAUUGGGAGCCGCCUCCUAGCAGGCAGCACCACAGGUGCCCUGGCUGUUGCUGUGGCCCAGCCCACAGAUGUGGUAAAGGUCCGGUUCCAAGCUCAGGCCCGGGCUGGAGGUGGUCGGAGAUACCAAAGUACUGUCGAUGCCUACAAGACCAUCGCCCGAGAGGAAGGGUUCCGGGGCCUUUGGAAAGGGACCUCUCCCAAUGUUGCUCGUAAUGCCAUUGUCAACUGUGCUGAGCUAGUGACCUAUGACCUCAUCAAGGAUACCCUUCUGAAAGCCAACCUCAUGACAGAUGACCUCCCGUGCCACUUCACCUCUGCCUUUGGGGCAGGCUUCUGUACCACUGUCAUCGCCUCCCCUGUAGACGUGGUCAAGACGAGAUACAUGAACUCUGCCCUGAGCCAGUACAGCAGCGCUGGCCACUGUGCCCUUACCAUGCUCCAGAAGGAGGGGCCCCGAGCCUUCUACAAAGGGUUCAUGCCCUCCUUUCUCCGCUUGGGUUCCUGGAACGUGGUGAUGUUUGUCACCUAUGAGCAGCUGAAACGGGCCCUCAUGGCUGCCUGCACUUCCCGAGAGGCUCCCUUCUGAGCCUUUCCUGCUGCUGAUUGGCUUUGGCUCUAGUCGGGCAAUGCUUUCCUUUUUCUUCCUUCCCUCCCUCCCCUGCCUCCCUUUUUCUCCACCUCUUCCUUCCACUCCUUUACCCUCCCCACAUUCUCAUCUCUCCAUUGUCUGUGCUGGUGGGAGCCUGGUACCAGCCUGGAUCCCAAGCCCUUAGUCCCUUGGAAAGUUCAACCAGAAUCUUUGUCCUGCCCCCACAGCCCAGCCCAGCCCACUUGUCACCCAUAAAGCAAGCUCAACCUUGGUGUCUCCUA